Molecule: messenger RNA, 1249 nt
Organism: Raphanus sativus (radish)
Lineage: Eukaryota; Viridiplantae; Streptophyta; Magnoliopsida; Brassicales; Brassicaceae
Product: probable 2-oxoglutarate-dependent dioxygenase AOP1
Exons: 3
Coding region: 33-1085 (350 amino acids)
Molecular function (GO): dioxygenase activity
Source: RefSeq, a predicted model, not a curated record
CUAUGUGUAAAACUCAUACUUCCUACUAGUUUAUGAAAAAACGAUUCCAAAAAAAAAGUAUAGUAUUUAAGCUAGAAUCAAGAAAGGGAAAACACCAUCAAAAUUCUCAGAAUCAAGAAAUGGGUUCAAACUCUCUUCUUCCUCUUUCAGAUUUUAUUCAACUCCCAGUUAUUGAUUUCUCGGAUCAAACCCUGACACCAGGAACCUCAAAGUGGGACAAAGUGAAGGCUGAUGUUCGCAAAGCUUUAGAAGACUAUGGCUGUUUUGAAGCUCUCUUUCCCAAAGUGUCUUAUGAGCUUGAUAAGUCUGUUUUCGAAGCCAUAGAAGAACUUUUCGGUUUACCGAUUCAGGCCAAAGAGAGAAAUGUGUCGCCAAAACCCUAUCAUGGAUAUCUAAGCCGAGAUCUUUACGAAAGUUUGGGGAUAGAUGAUGCUAAUCUUGCGGAGAGAGUCAACGACUUUACUCAACAGCUGUGGCCUGACCAUGGAAACAAGAGAAUAAGCGAGACGAUGCAUGGGGUUUCGGAUAAAUUAGCAGAACUGGAUGUGAUGGUGAGGAGAAUGAUACUGGAGAGUUUUGGGAUAGAGAAAUAUAUUGACGAACAUCUUGACUCUACCAAUUACCUUUUUCGCAUGAUGAAGUAUACACCACCUCCUCCUCAUGAUGGUGCGGAUACAAAAUUAGGUUUACCUUGUCAUACGGAUAAAAACAUCAUGACAAUACUUCAUCAGUAUCAAAUUGAGGGUUUGGAAAUUCAGACCAAAGACGAAAAAUGGUUCAAAGUGAAGCCAUCUCAGCAUUUUUCUUUCAUAGUAAUGGUUGGAGAUUCUAUGUGUGCUUUUUUGAAUGGCCGAUUGUCUUCUACAUAUCACCGAGUCCUGAUGACGGCAAAGAAGACAAGGUAUACGACUGCCCUGUUCUCGACUCCAAAAACAGGAGUUAUCAUUGAUUCAGCUGAAGAGCUUAUCGAUGAAGAACAUCCACGUGUGUUCAAACCCUUUGAAUUCAAUGAUUACCGUGACUUCUAUAACACGGAAGAUGGGUAUGCAGCUCAGUCUACUCUCCAUGCUUUCUGUGCUCUCUGAAGCAUAUCAUUUACUCUAUUCGCAGCAAGGAAUUAUAUAACGGCUUUGUGUUUGAUUGUUUAAAUCCAUCCAAUAAUGUUUUGUGUGUUUCGGUUUGAUGUAUUUUUCUUUUCGUGUGGCGACAAAUCUGCAUUUGUUAUUUGAUAUGUUUUUCACGUUGUUAA